AUCUGUCUGUCUGCUGCGUUGCACUCAAGUGAACGGCAAAGCAGUAGUCGGUCUUUCCAGUCCAUGUUUUGGCAUUAGGAAAGUGACUGUUCUGGCUGCUGGUUGGUAAUUUAGCCCAAAAUGAAGCUCCUACUCGGGGUAUUUGCACUAGUUGCAGUUGCUGUUGUUAGGGCAGAAGUAUACUUCGAAGAAAAAUUCGCUGACGAUUCAUGGCAGCAAAACUGGGUGUAUUCUGAGCACCCCGGCAAGGAGUUCGGCAAGUUCGUCACCAGCGCUGGUGCUUUUUACAACGACCCGGAGAAUGACAAGGGUAUCAAGACAUCUCAGGAUGCCAGGUUUUACGCCCUUUCGACUAAGUUCCCUCCCUUCAGCAACCAGAACAAGCCUCUUGUUGUACAGUUUUCUGUCAAACAUGAGCAGAACAUUGACUGUGGUGGUGGAUACGUCAAGGUUUUCGACUGUAACUUGAACUCCAAGGACAUGCAUGGUGAAACACCCUAUGAAAUUAUGUUCGGACCUGACAUUUGCGGACCUGGCACCAAGAAGGUCCACGUUAUUUUCAGCUACAAGGGAAAGAACUUGUUAAUCAACAAAGACAUCCGCUGUAAGGAUGAUGUCUACACUCACCUGUACACUCUCAUUGUCAACCCUGAUAACACCUAUGAGGUCCUCAUUGACGGAGAUAAGGUUGAAGGUGGAGAACUGGAAGCUGACUGGAACUUCCUCCCUCCCAAGAAGAUCAAGGAUCCCGAAGCCAAGAAGCCAUCCGACUGGGACGACAGGGCAACCAUUGACGACCCUGAAGACAAGAAACCUGAAGACUGGGAUAAGCCUGAGCACAUUCCUGACCCUGAUGCCAGCAAACCUGAGGACUGGGAUGAUGAAAUGGACGGUGAAUGGGAGCCUCCGAUGAUCGACAACCCCGACUACAAGGGAGAGUGGAAGCCCAAGCAGAUUGACAACCCCAGCUACAAGGGACCUUGGGUUCACCCGGAAAUCGACAACCCCGAAUACGAAGCUGACAGCGAACUCUACUACAGGAAAGAAAUCUGCGGAAUUGGUUUCGACUUGUGGCAGGUUAAGGCUGGUACCAUCUUCGACAAUGUUCUUAUCACUGACGACCCUGAGCACGCCAAGAAGGUUGGCAAGGAAAACUGGAAGGUCACUUUCGAGGGUGAGAAGAAGAUGAAGGAGGCCCAGGACGAGGAGGAAAGGAAGAAGGAAGAGAACGACAAGAAGGUGCGAGAAGAUCAAGAGGAUGAUGAUGAUGAAGAUGAAGACGACAAUGAUGUGGCUGAGAAGGACAGCACAGACAAGGCCGAUGCUGCUGAUGAAACACACGACGAGCUGUGAGAAAAUCGUUCAUCUCAUUUCUGAGUUAUUUACCAACCAGCAGUGCUGUUCUGCAGUGGAUGUAGAAACUCCAUCUUACUUCAACCACAGCAGCAGCUGAGGCAGCAGCAGAGCUGUUGCAACUUAUGCAAUCAGACUGAUCCUUUAUCCUUCCCCCCCUUUUUCCUGUAAGUGUGCCCUGCAGAUCAUUUGGUGAACUGUGUGAACGUGAUGCAUGUGUGACUCAAUGUUAGUGCCAGCGUGCUGUUGCUGCAUUUACCACUUUGUGAUAUGUUGCAGACCUGUUAAGCACUUUGGUCGGUUUUUGUUUUUAUGUAUGACCAUUUCAGUAUGCAGCUUUGUACAAAAUAUUUUGGGAUGAUUUCCAAUUGUGACUGAUAGUUUUUGAGUGUGUGUAAUCACCAUUGUGUGGUGAGUACAUCUGUGUUGUCACGAAGAUCUGAAGUAAAGUUUUUUUCUAAACUUGAAUGGAAAGCAAUAUUUCUUUUGAAUGAAAGAAAACAAAUUUGUUCCAUCUACAUUAAAACAAAAUGUACAAAAAAUUUGAAUGAUGGGUGGGCCCUAGAUGAAAUAAGUCAAGGGAGGGUUUGACAAGAACAACUUUUUACAGAGUAAUUCAGGCUUUUAUAAAGUCUUGAUGUGAUUUUUUUUCUUCCACCUUGGUCCAUGAAGCUGAAUCUGUAAUACAUUGUUUGGGCUUCUUUAACUGUGCCAUUUGGUUUCAAAAAUUUGAUUUGAAUUUGCAUUGUAGUAGGCUUCAGUCAUGUUUCGUCAGUUAGGAAAUUGUUUUAAUUAAGUCAUGGGACUUCGUUCUAGCACUGUGAGGCAGAAACUGCUUCGACACAAUUUCAGUGGAAGCCACAAAACAUGUGUUGUGUUCAAGUAGCAGUGAUAUAUAUUUGAAUUUGUAAGGAAGAAGAGUUUUAUUAUAAAAAAAUAUAAUGCUAGGCUUUAUUUAUA
Molecule: messenger RNA, 2313 nt
Organism: Thrips palmi
Lineage: Eukaryota; Metazoa; Arthropoda; Insecta; Thysanoptera; Thripidae
Product: calreticulin
Exons: 7
Coding region: 121-1353 (410 amino acids)
Biological process (GO): protein folding
Cellular component (GO): endoplasmic reticulum; endoplasmic reticulum membrane
Molecular function (GO): calcium ion binding
Source: RefSeq, a predicted model, not a curated record